Glycine soja is the source of this 1489-nucleotide messenger RNA. Its product is annotated as selenocysteine methyltransferase-like. The record is from RefSeq and is a predicted model, not a curated record. The coding region runs from base 29 to 1033 and encodes 334 amino acids. Lineage: Eukaryota; Viridiplantae; Streptophyta; Magnoliopsida; Fabales; Fabaceae. Gene Ontology annotation, biological process: S-methylmethionine cycle. Gene Ontology annotation, molecular function: S-adenosylmethionine-homocysteine S-methyltransferase activity; zinc ion binding. The transcript is spliced from 7 exons.
AAUCCUAGGUUCUCUUUCUGGCGUAAAAAUGUCGUCGUUGAUAACAGAUUUGCUCCGUCAAACCGGCGGCACCGCCGUCAUCGACGGCGGUCUGGCGACGGAGCUGGAGCGCCAUGGCGCCGACCUCAAUGAUCCUCUUUGGAGCGCCAAGUGCCUCUUUUCCUUCCCUCACCUCAUUCGCCAAGUGCACCUUGAUUACCUGGAAAAUGGUGCAGACAUUAUAAUCACAGCAUCUUACCAAGCCACCAUUCAAGGGUUUAAAGCCAAAGGCUAUUCUGAUGAAGAGAGUGAAGCCUUGCUCAGAAGCAGUGUUGAAAUUGCACGGGAGGCACGCGAAGUUUACUAUAAAAAUUGUGCUGGAUGUCGUUCGGGUGAUGGGGAUGAUGAUGGUAGAAUCCUCAAACAACGGCCUAUCUUGGUUGCUGCAUCAGUAGGGAGCUAUGGGGCUUAUUUGGCCGACGGGUCAGAGUACAGUGGGGAUUAUGGUGAUGCUAUCACGGUGGAAACUCUUAAAGAUUUUCAUCGGAGAAGAGUUCAAAUUUUAGCAGAUUCAGGUGCUGACCUGCUUGCAUUUGAAACAGUUCCCAAUAAGCUUGAAGCUGAGCAGGCUUAUGCUCAGCUUCUGGAAGAAGAGGACAUAAAAAUUCCUGCAUGGUUUUCUUUUAACUCUAAGGAUGGAGUUAAUGUUGUUAGCGGUGAUUCUUUAAUGGAAUGUGGCUCUAUUGCUGAAUCAUGUAAUAAAGUUGUCGCUGUUGGAAUCAACUGUACUCCACCAAGAUUUAUUCAUGGUCUGAUUGUUUUGCUUAAGAAGGUGACUACAAAACCAAUUGUUAUAUAUCCAAACAGUGGGGAAACUUACGAUGCUGACCUAAAGGAGUGGGUGCAAAAUACUGGUGUUACAGAUGAAGAUUUUAUCUCAUAUGUAAAUAAAUGGUGUGAGUUAGGAGCUUCCCUUGUAGGUGGCUGUUGCAGAACGACUCCGGAUACUAUUAGGAAGAUAUACAGGACCCUGUCUAGCAGUCAAUCAAUCUAAUUUACAUGUCAACAAGGUUGGCAGCUGCACUGGAUCUAGUUGCUUCUCUGGGCUAAGAUAGGACCAUAGGAUGAUUUGGCUAAUUCAUUAUGAAAUAUUGGUCAAUGCAACUUGGAAUAUGCUUUGCCCUUGGAGCUAGCAACCUGAAAAUCGCAAUUUGUGAUCAAGAGAAAGAUGCGUGUUGUCCUUCUCGUUGAUUUUGAAAAAAAAAAAGAACGUGGCAACUUAUGCAGAAUUUUAGUAAUUGUUAUGUUUAUUAUAACAUAAUUUAGGAUUAUUAGUAUCUUAAACAUUUUCCUAACUAAAAAUCAUGUUGAGUGGAGACUCACGAGAUGAAUACUUAUGGUCUCAUAUCUUUUUGUCUGUUUUGUUCCUUUUUUUCGGACCUGGAAUAUUUUCAUUUUAAAAUUGUAAUCUUAAAGAUUAGCCAGUGUUAUGGCCAAAUUAAUACGUAAA